AAUUUUAUAGUCAUAAGAAAUGGUGAUAUACUGAUAUACCCCAACUCACCAAACCAAAGUAAAUCUUGACUGAAAGAGACUAUGAAAAAUUCGGAAAUCCUGACAGAGAAGAAAGAAAAUUAAUAAAGACUUGGAGCAGAGAGCCUUCGUCUUCCCAGCUGCGUCGCCAUUAAUGCCCUCGGCUCUCGUGCGCAACAGUUGACCCACCACCCAACCCGUCAACGAGGGCUGCGGGCUGCCGUCUCAGCUCAUCAGCCCCGAGUAUAAAUACUAAAGUAUAACAAUAUACGCGCUGCGUAGUAUAUAUAUAUAGGCUAUACAUACGGAUACCAAGUUUCGCUUCUGUGCUGUGAAGGGUGGAGCUGUAAUGGCUGAAGAAGUAUGUUUCUUCUCAAAGGACACUCUUAUCAUAAGACCUCCAAAGAAAUCUCCAGCUCUAUUAAGGAUGAUAGUUGUGGUAGUUGCUAUGGUCUGUGGUGUUUAUAUCUGCACAGAAUGUCUAAAACAGUCUAACACUGACAAAGAAAACAAAAUCUUGAACCUUGAAGUGAUUGAGAGGCCUUGUCAUGAGCUCGAAACAGACCGAUCCCAGAUUCCUUAUUUGCAUUAUCCAAAGCCGAAAACUUUUAGCAGGGCCGAAUGCGCUUGCAGCCCUGUUCGGUUCUUUGCAAUUCUGUCAAUGCAAAGGUCCGGGAGUGGAUGGUUCGAGACACUGUUGAAUAGUCAUUUGAGCGUAAGCUCAAAUGGCGAAAUAUUCUCGGUUAAGGAGAGGCGAGAUAAUAUUUCGUCUAUCGUGGAGACACUAGAUAGAGUUUACAAUAUGGAUUUGUUUACUAGUGCCUCGAAGAAUCACUGUUCAGCUGCGGUUGGCUUCAAAUGGAUGCUUAACCAGGGGCUGAUGGAGUAUCACGGAGAAAUCGCGGAAUACUUCAAUGAGAAAGGCGUUUCGGUGAUAUUUCUCUUCCGAAGAAACCUACUCCGCCGAAUGGUUUCGGUUCUAGCAAAUUCAUAUGACCGAUAUGCUAAACUCUUGAACGGGACACACAAGUCUCACGUACACUCAGCUGAAGAGGCUGGCACUCUCGCUAAAUACAAGCCCGCGAUCAAUACAACAUUGCUGGUGACGGAUUUAAAGCGAAUGGAUCUUGCAGCCGGGGAAGCACUGCAGCACUUCAACAACACACGCCAUCUCGUUCUGUACUACGAAGAUUUAGUUAGAAACCAAACUAAAAUGGUAGAUGUACUAAAAUUUCUGAGACUGCCUCCGAGGCAGCUGACUAGUCGCCAAAUUAAGAUCCACCGGGGAGCGUUGUGGCAGCAUGUCAAGAACUGGGACGACGUUAACAAGACGCUGAAGGGAACAGCGUUCGAAAGGUUCUUACAGGUUGACUAUUAAUUUGGUGUGGUCUUCAUUGAUGAUCCAAGAUGUGAAUACAGAAAGCUUUGAUUUUUUUUUUUUUUUUUCUUUCCUUUCUAAACCUGUCAGUUAGAUCCUUUGCCCUUUUAUUUGCCACAGAAAUCAUGUAUAGCGAAGUGAACUAACUAAUUUAGGCAACAUUAAGGAUAGUUCUUACAUUUCUGCAAGCAUCCUUUUUCUUUGUCCUU
Molecule: messenger RNA, 1605 nt
Organism: Ipomoea nil (Japanese morning glory)
Lineage: Eukaryota; Viridiplantae; Streptophyta; Magnoliopsida; Solanales; Convolvulaceae
Product: nodulation protein H-like
Exons: 6
Coding region: 368-1396 (342 amino acids)
Source: RefSeq, a predicted model, not a curated record